Molecule: messenger RNA, 1251 nt
Organism: Staurois parvus
Lineage: Eukaryota; Metazoa; Chordata; Amphibia; Anura; Ranidae
Source: the annotation of a GenBank genome assembly
AUGGCUGGGAUUGUGGCCUGCGUCCUCCUUUCCCUUGUCACCAUGGUGCAUUCCCAAGUACAGACAGCAUUUCUGGAGUACGUGCAAACAAGGAUGGGAGUUUUAGAGGAAAGAAUUUCACAAUGGCAUGAUCAUAGCAGCCGCUACAGCUCAGAACUUCGAGAUUUCAAGAACCAGGUACUGAAAAUGUUGGAAAACAUAGAAAAAGAGAGAGAAGCAGUGAGGAACGAGGUGGAGAACACAAAUGUUCGCGUUGACCGGUUAGAGAGAGAGGUGGACUACUUGGAAACUCAAAAUCCAGCACCACCAUGUGUUGAAAUAGAUGAAAAACUGACAGAACUACUUGUGAACAAGAAGAAGAAAAAUGAAAAAUAUGAGAAACUCACAGGUUGCCCCAAGGCUGAGAUUGCUGACAUUGAGGAGCCAGAUGCGAUACAGAGUCCCCCUGUCAUCCGGAAAUCAUACUGCAGUGACACAAUUUCUCAAGUUAAUGCCAUGAAAAUAUUGAAGCGCUAUGGGAGCUCUGCUGGCCUUUGGACGAAGGACCCCAUAGGUAAUUCAGAGAGAGUUUAUGUCCUUGAUGGUGCUGGCAAUGACACAGUGUUUGUGUUUCCCCGUAUGAAAGAAUUCACUCUUUCUACUUCAACACGCAAAGCAGCUCGGAUCAAACUUCCUUUUCCAUGGGUUGGCACUGGCCAUAUUGUUUAUGGAGGCAACCUUUAUUAUGUUCGACAAGGAGAGGAAUUCCAAGUCAUCAAAUUCAACUUGGCAAACAAAACAGUGGUUGAUAGCGCUGUGCUACCAAUUGAAGACCAAGUACCAGUUUAUGGUUUAUCCAAGCAUAACUUCAUAGAUAUAGCAGCCGAUGAAGAAGGUCUAUGGGUCAUCUACGCUACUAGGGACAAUGAGAAAAACAUAUGCUUAGCCAAACUGGACUCAAACAGCCUUGGCAUUGAGCAGAUGUGGGAUACUCCAUGUCCGAUAGAAAAUGCAGAAAGUGCUUUUGUGGUUUGUGGUACCCUUUAUGUGGUGUAUAACACCAAACUCCCAAGUCGCUCUCGUAUACAGUGUAUCUUUGAUGUCAGUGGCACCAUAUCCAGUGAAAAUGUGCCAGUUGUUUACUUUCCUAAAAGAUAUGGAUCCCAUUCAAGUAUGAAGUAUAAUCCUAAGGACCGUCAGAUCUAUGCUUGGGAUGAUGGUUACCAGAUCAUAUACAAACUGAGCAUGAAACCCAAAGAUGAAUUGUAUUAG